AUGGCUGUGCCCACCCCGCUGCCCCCCAGCCUGCGCCGGGGCUUGGUGGCCUUCAGUGGGUCCCUCUUCAUCAACAACAAGACGUGGGAUAGCGGCACUGCCCACACCUACCAGCCAGCUCACAAGGUGCUGUCCAGCCUGCCCCUCCAGGUGAUGCUCUACUUCAACGUCUACUACUUCCCAGUCUGGUGCCUGGCUGAGGGGAUUAUGCUGCACCUGAAGUACCACCUGCUGCCUUGGCACUAUCAGUUCCUGCUGGUCACAGCCUUCCUCAUCCUCUCGCUGGCUGAGGGCUCCCGCCUCUACCUGGGCUACCUGGGGAACCUGCAGGAGAAGGUGCCUGAGCUGGCUGGAUUCCUGCUCCUCUCCUUCCUGAUCCAGCUGCCCCUCCUGCUCUUCCUGCUGACGGACAGGCAGGUCAUCCACCUACCGCUGGAGGUGCCCAUGCACAGCUUGUUCCUGGCCUUCCUCCUCUUCGAGAUUGUGGCUGCCUUCCUGGUGCUGAGGACCAUGACCAAGCAGCUGGCGGCACAGUUUUACCUGCGGCAGUUCCAGGAGGGUGGGAGGGGCCGGCUGGAGCCCGGGGGCACAGGGGAACAGGCAGCCAAGAUGGGGUGA
Messenger RNA from Pyrgilauda ruficollis (rufous-necked snowfinch), 618 nucleotides. RefSeq names its product transmembrane protein 17B-like. Gene Ontology annotation, biological process: non-motile cilium assembly. Bases 1 to 618 code for a protein of 205 amino acids. Lineage: Eukaryota; Metazoa; Chordata; Aves; Passeriformes; Passeridae. The record is from RefSeq and is a predicted model, not a curated record. Gene Ontology annotation, cellular component: ciliary transition zone. The transcript is spliced from 4 exons.